Molecule: messenger RNA, 1129 nt
Organism: Odobenus rosmarus divergens (Pacific walrus)
Lineage: Eukaryota; Metazoa; Chordata; Mammalia; Carnivora; Odobenidae
Gene: RBM19
Product: probable RNA-binding protein 19-like
Exons: 8
Molecular function (GO): RNA binding
Source: RefSeq, a predicted model, not a curated record
UUGUUCCGGCUCGCCAAAGAUGGCGGCCCCCAGAGCGGGAGCGUGAAAGUUGUUGGUGAAAGACGGUGUCCACUCGCGCUGGAAUUGAAACUGUGGGGACUGUGCGCCAUGUCGCGACUGAUCGUGAAAAACCUCCCGAAUGGGAUGAAGGAGGAGCGUUUCAGGCAGCUGUUUGCCUCCUUUGGCACCCUGACGGACUGCAGCCUGAAGUUCACCAAAGAUGGCAAGUUCCGUAAGUUUGGCUUCAUCGGCUUCAAGUCAGAGGAGGAGGCCCGGAUGGCCCUGAACCAUUUCAACAAGAGUUUUAUCGACACAUCCCGGAUCACAGUGGAGUUCUGCAAGUCGUUUGGGGACCCAACAAAGCCCCGAGCCUGGAGCAGACACGCUCAGCAAAUAAGCCAGGCUAAGAAUCCUUCAAAAGACAAAGACUCCGUCCCCACGGAACCCAAGAAAGAUGACAGGACGAAAAAGGUAGCAAGUGAACUGGAGAAGCUGAAGGAAGACACCGAGUUCCAGGAGUUCCUGUCCGUGCACCAGAAGCGGACGCAGACAGCCACGUGGGCCAAUGACGCCCUGGACGCCGAGCCCUCGAAAGGGAAGAGCAAGGCCACCAGUGACUACCUGAACUUCGACUCCGACUCUGGGCAGGAGAGCGACGAGGAGGGUGCUGGCCAGGACCCAGAAGAGGAGGAUGGCCUCGAACCCAGGGCGGCCGUGCAGAGGGAGCUGUCGGACAUGGAUUACCUGAAGUCCAAGAUGGUGAAGUCCGAGUCGCCGUUGUCCUCGGAAGAGGAGGAGAGUGAAGACGAAGCUGUGAGCUGUGGGGACGGGAGUGGGGCCGAGGAGGAGGCCCCCAGCCCCGCGCCCGCCCAGCACGACAGAGGGAGGCCGGGGGCUGGCCCGGAGCAGGGCGCCUCAUCCAGGAGCGACACACCGGGGGCGGCCAGAGCUGAGCCUGAAGCCCCUGUUAGCACACCCUUACCUCCACCUGCAGCCAGACUGCACACCGCAGCAGGCAUGAUGCUGGUCAGCAUUCCCUGGCUUGCCCCGGCCGAAGGGUACAUCUUUGUGGACUUCAGCAGUGAAGAGGAAGUCAAGCAAGCUCUGAAAUGCAACAGGGAAUACAUGG